Messenger RNA from Striga asiatica, 1370 nucleotides. The record is from the annotation of a GenBank genome assembly. Lineage: Eukaryota; Viridiplantae; Streptophyta; Magnoliopsida; Lamiales; Orobanchaceae.
AAGGUAUACAAAAGAAAAAACACUCUCAAAGCCGGAGAACAGAAUUAGGGUUCUUUUGAUCUGCCGAACGGAUUCCUUAGUUGAAGGAAAAGAAGAACAUCAAAAUGAGGCCGAUUUUAAUGAAAGGCCACGAGCGUCCCCUGACGUUUCUAAGGUACAACCGAGAGGGAGAUCUGCUUUUCUCCUGCGCCAAGGACCAUAAUCCCACCGUUUGGUUCGCCGACAACGGCGACCGCCUCGGCACCUACCGUGGCCACAACGGAGCUGUUUGGUCCUGUGAUAUAUCCAGGGAUUCAUCGAGGCUUAUAACAGGAAGUGCAGAUCAGACUGCAAAGUUAUGGGAUGUUAAAACUGGAACACCGCUGUACACAUUCAAUUUUGAAUCACCUGCUAGGUCUGUCGAGUUUGCUGUUGGUGACAAAGUAGCAGUUAUCACUACAGAUCCUUUUAUGGGGUUCACUUGUGCUAUUCACAUAAAAAGAAUUUCCACAGAUCUAGAAGACCAGACUGCCGAAUCGGUUCUAACUCUGAAGGGGCCACAGGGAAGAAUCAACAGAGCAGUUUGGGGACCCCUAAACAGAACGAUCAUAAGUGCUGGUGAAGAUACAAUAAUUCGUAUCUGGGAUUCUGAGACUGGGAAAUUACUGAAAGAAUCCGACAAGGAGGAGGGCCACAAAAAACCUAUUACCUCACUUACAAAAUCUGCUGAUGGUUCACAUUUCCUCACUGGUUCCCUGGAUAAGUCUGCAAAGCUUUGGGAUACAAGAACAUUGAAACUUAUUAAGACAUAUGGGACGGAACGUCCUGUGAAUGCUGUUGCGAUGUCACCCCUUCUUGAUCAUGUGGUACUUGGUGGUGGUCAAGAUGCAUCAGCCGUUACCACCACAGAUCAUCGCGCUGGAAAAUUUGAGGCCAAAUUUUACGACAAGAUCCUCACGGAAGAGAUAGGAGGUGUGAAAGGACAUUUUGGACCAAUAAAUGCCUUGGCAUUCAAUCCAGAUGGAAGAAGUUUUGCAAGUGGAGGCGAGGAUGGUUAUGUGAGGUUGCACCAUUUUGAUCCAGAUUACUUCAAUAUCAAGAUAUAAAGGCGUCUUGAUUGUGCAAGUCCCGACCUGGAACCUGUUUUCAUGUAUUGAAAUUUUGAAGCUUGGGCUCUGAUUUUCUAAUUGGAGCUCAACUGCACAAGGUUCUUUAGCAAAUUUUAUGUAUUCUCAACCUGCGAUGUUUUAUUUUUCUUUUCUUUUAAUUUUUUGUUGAAACCAUUUGAGGCGAACAAUUAUAAGCUUCUGAGAUGGAACUGUUGGUGAGGACUGAGGAGGACAAACGUUAGAUACAAAUUUAUCCAAAAAAUCCAAAUAUUUUUAACUCAA